Pyricularia oryzae 70-15 is the source of this 1719-nucleotide messenger RNA. RefSeq lists its product as uncharacterized. NCBI's taxonomy places the organism in Eukaryota, Fungi, Ascomycota, Sordariomycetes, Magnaporthales, Pyriculariaceae. The transcript has 2 exons. The record is from RefSeq and is a predicted model, not a curated record. Bases 1 to 1719 code for a protein of 572 amino acids.
AUGGCAAAUGCAACAUCGACACCCGCCGUCCCGGCCCCUCGUCUCAACACGGGUCCGGUCUCCAUCUUCUUCAUGGUAUGGGGCGUAACCUGGACCGUGCUGCUCGUCCUGGGCAUGGCAUUCCUCUACUACAACCGCGCUAUGCCUCUCGUACGCGUCCGUGGCCUACGCCUCACCUUUGCCGCCGUCAUCCUCCUGCACUUGUAUUGGAUCCUGUGCCAGUUCGGUCUGUUGAUUUUCGAGUACGUCCCGCCAGAGAUCAUGUUCUGGGUCAUGGGCAUGUACGUGCCCUGGGGGAUUGCGCUGUUCCACGCCAGCAACAGUCGGUUUUUGUACGUCGCAGAAGCCCAGAAGCGCUUUGUCGGCAAGGCCCCAGCGGCGAGACAGAAGCCGUCCGCAAGUAAAAACAAGACGCUGCUAGGCAAGUUCUGGAGGCUGGAGUACGAGAGAAGGAUUGUGGUCGUCGUCUGCGUGGGGAUGGCGCUGCAGUUCCUUCUCCUUGUUACAAUGUACCUCCUCUCCCGCAAAUACCACCCAUCCUUCGGCAUCCCCGGCACCGAGGUCACCACCACCAACCCCAUGGAGCGCCUUAUGCAGCUGUAUAGCGGUUGGGAAUGGUGGCCGUCCAUCCUGUGGCAGUUCUUCUGGGCCUGGCUUGUGGCCCCCUAUAUCCUCUUCAAGUCGCGCGGCAUCAAAGAUACUCUUGGGUGGCGCGUGCAGACCAUCGCCUGCUGCAUCGCCGGUCUGCCCGCCACGCCUCUGUGGCUCGCUGCGCUGUACCUGCCCGCCUUCGGGCCCGUGAACCAAUACUUUAUCCCGCCGCAGUGGAUCUGUGUCAGCAUCACCUUUAUCGAGUUCUUCGCCAUCAUCCUGCCUUGCUGGCAGGUCCUGACCCACAAAACCCUGCGCCGGGAGACCCUCGACGCCAUCGCCAACUGGGAAUCCCGACGGGGCGGCGACAAGGACGGCAAGCAGUCCUUCGCCUCCGAGUCGACCAGACAGGAAUCCACCACGUCCACCUGGCGCCUGCUGUCCGAAAUCGAAAAGGCCACGGGCCAGUCCGAAAGCCUCUUCACCAUGGCCGCGCUCGACUACAUGCUCAAGCGCAACCCCGAGCCGCUGCGGGAAUUUUCCGCCCUGCGCGACUUUUCCGGAGAGAACAUUGCCUUCUUGUCCGCCGUGUCGGACUGGAAGGCCGGCGCGGCCGAGCCCAAGGCGCCGACGGACAAGACCCCAGCGCACAGCGAGGAGGGCGUCGAGCUGCGGCGCGUGCGCUUCAACGACGCGCUGCACAUUUACGCCGAGUUCGUGUCACCCCGCCAUGCCGAAUUCCAAGUCAACAUUGGCUCGGCGGAUCAGAAGCAGCUCGAGGCCGUCUUCGGCCCCGCCGCGCAGAUCUUGUUGGGAGAUUCGCAGAGGUUCGACGACCUGGCUGUCCCGUUCGAGAUGGAAUCCACCGGCGAAGGGGUGGAGCGGGUCCGGGCGCAGUACUUUGGGGAAAUCCCGGACGAGUUUAGCGACCAAGUCUUUGACGAUGCCGAAGUCAGCAUCAAGUAUUUGGUGCUGACCAACACGUGGCCCAAGUUUGUGAAGCAGGGGCGGUAUAGUAUGUCUAUCAACUCGGUGGUGAGCCAGAGUAGCGACGGGAGUGCUGAGAAGGAGAUUGGGCGCGUCAAGAAAUACUUGAAGAGGAUGAAGUUCGGCGGGGCUGCCCUUUGA